UUCAACCAAUCAGAGCACAGAAAUGCAAAUAAGCAGAUUGUUCUAGGAAGUGGGCUGUUAGAGCUACUUGGGCUAGUGUGACUAGCUCUGUUUUCCCUUUUCCUUUUUUUCUUUUUCUUUUUUCUACACCAGAGGGGGCAUGGUACACACCAGGCUGCUGUGCUUCAAAGCCACAAGAAGCAUAUGAAAACCAGCGUGCUACGGCUGUCGCCUUAAAGCUCCCAGGAGUCGGUCUCUGUUUCCCAGCUGAGAUCUGACCACACCACUGUGAUUUGAAGAGACUUGACCUCAACACUUUUUUUUACACCUUUGGAGACUUUCUGUUACUGGAGGCGUUCUUGAGCUAGCAAAUCUGGUACUGUCACUUACAAACAAGAAUAUCCAGCAUAAUCAUGAGCGCCCACGAGUCAGACCUGCGCACCAUCUCUCCAGAGAUGCCGGCGAUGUUUGAUGGCGUGAAGAUGGCUGCGGUGGCCACAGUGCUCUACGUCAUCGUCCGCUGCUUGAACCUCAAGAGCCCAACCGCACCUCCGGACCUCACCUACCAGGACACACCACUCAACAGCUUCCUCCUCAAGUCCUGCUCUCAGCUGACCAAAGAGUACAUUCCUCCAUUGCUGUGGGGGAAGAGCGGUCACCUCCAGACGGCCCUGUACGGUAAACUGGGUCGGGUGAGCUCGCCUCACCCAAGUGGAAUCAGGAAGUAUUUGCCCAUGCAGGAUGGGGCCACGUCAACCUUUGACCUCUUUGAGCCAGUGGGUGACCAUCGUACAGGAGAUGACAUCACCAUGGUGAUAUGUCCUGGUAUUGGUAACCACAGUGAAAAGCACUACAUCAGGACCUUUGUGGAUUACGCGCAGAAAGAUGGCUACCGCUGUGCUGUGCUGAACCACCUUGGUGCCCUUCCCAACAUUGAACUCACAUCUCCACGCAUGUUCACAUAUGGGUGCACAUGGGAGUUUGCAGCCAUGGUUGGGUACAUUAAGCGGGCGUAUCCUCAGACCCAGUUGAUAGUGGUGGGCUUCAGUCUGGGUGGGAACAUAGUCUGUAAGUUCCUGGGUGAGAACAGCGUGAACCAGGAGCGGGUGCUGUGUUGUGUGAGCGUCUGUCAGGGCUACAGCGCUCUCAGGGCUCAGGAAACAUUCCUACAGUGGGAUCAGUUCCGACGCUUUUAUAAUUUCCUCAUGGCCGACAACAUGAAGAAAAUCAUCCUCUCACACAGACACAGUCUGUUUGGAGGAAGCUCGGUUAAAACGAUCGACGCAGAUUACAGUCGGCUGUACACGGCAACGUCUCUGAUGCAGAUCGAUGACAACAUCAUGAGAAAAUUCCACGGCCACAGCUCCCUCAAAGAGUACUACGAGAAGGAGAGCUGUGUACAUUAUAUUCACAACGUAAAUGUGCCACUGCUGCUGGUAAACUCUGCAGAUGAUCCUUUGGUUCACGACUCGCUGCUCGCCAUCCCUCGAACGCUAGCAGCUAAGAAGUCCAAUGUGAUCUUUGCCCUUACGCUCCACGGAGGCCACCUGGGCUUCUUUGAGGGCGAGGUGCUCUUCCCACAGCCCCUCACCUGGAUGGACAAAGUGAUCGUGGGUUACGCCAACGCCAUGUGCCAGUGGGAGAAACAGAAACCACCAUGCCAAAGCAGCCACUUCAGCGAGGGCGCCUGCCAGGAGGAGGAAAGUUAAACCUCUGUCUCAGUCCUCCUCCACCUUCUCACAUCUCUACACUCUCCAGCACCACGAUCCCCUCACCGCAAUGAGGAGACACUUAUUUGUCUUCUGCCUUCUGGUGCUACCCACCAUUACCCAGCAUUGUUUCCCAGUCACACACACACCAUUACACUCCUCUAUAAUCACUUUGUGGUGUUGAAACAGACUAGAAACUAACUGCCUUCAUUCCCGACGCAUAGACAGAACUUUUUCUUUUCCUCUCUCUUCAUCCACUCAGCAGUGACACUUGGGCCAAUGGCGGCAUUGACCAAUCAGGCUGAGCUGACAUUUUAAGGAAAUUGGGAGGAUAGUUUUAGAUUAGUUAAAAAUGAGCACAGAAAAGCCUUCAUGUGCAUAUUUACUGCACCUUUAUGCAGCUCACUGCUCAUCACCGCCAAGCCCAUAUAGCCUAGUCUGCUGUGUGUGCGUGUGUGCGUGCGUGCGUGCGUGCGUGCGUGUGUGUGUGUGUGUGUGUGUGUGUGUGUGUGUGUGUGUGUAACAGAGCUGUAAUGAGUACAUUUGUGUGCACCUGGUCUACCAGGAGGUCAGGCCUCAUCAGUGGUCAUGUUGGUGAGAUCCAAAUUGUUUAGUUUUAAAGUAUCUGUUGUUUUUUUUAGCCACUCGUUAGAAGUAUUACAGUGGGAUUUAUUUAUUAUUUCCUGCAGGCGAUAACGAUUGGCACUUCAGUUUUCCACGUUCACCAAACAUAAACCAGGAGUCGAUUCCUGACGGGAUCCACACACGCACUUUGAUUCAGUGCACUUUACAACGUGUUACCUGCAUCCUUUUUUCUUAUUGGUCAAGUACUGUUGCAUCUUAUAGUUUAGCUGUGCUUUAGACAAAGAGGAAAAAGGGAGUAGGGAUGAUGAUGAGUUUUGUUCCUCGUGAUUUUGUGUUUAGUGUCUCUGAGCCCUCUUACUUCCUCCUGCCUUUGAUGGGCUGCAGGUUCAGCUAACACUCGGAUGUCCUCGUCGUACUGCACAGACACUCAACACACUCCGUUUGGUGCAAACGAUGGAAAGGACAGAUCAGAUCUAGUUAUUGCGUUUUGUUUCUGAGCUGUGAGGUUUGAUAAGUAGGAGGGCUAAAGAUGCCAAAGUUAGACCAAAUGUUUAUUUCAGUGACUCAUGUGUUAAAUACUAUGAAAGAAGAAGAUGGCUUUUAAUGAUUAGGAGUAUUUAUUUUUUCAGCCACACGUCGGUUUUUGCCACUGGGUUUAGGACUUUAAACGUUGCAGCAUGAAUUUAAAAUCGACCAAACGUUGUCACAAACCUGUUGAUUAAAGCGUACCAUAAGGCAGGGACCUGUGGACUUGUCAGAAGCUGAACCGAAUCAGUAAAAGGGCUUUGGGAGAUUCUUCCAAGACUUAAGUCCAGCCAAGAAAUCUGUGGUUAAACACUGUGAUGAUGAGACAAACGGUGGUUGGACUUGACCUGACUGACAGCAGUGCCUUCUGUUGGGCUGUUUUACACCUGGCUCACCGUGUUUCUGUCUUAUGGUAGUAACAUUUAAACACACACACAGUUUGUGUUUCCAGUGCUCUAUACUUGCACACUUACAGCUCCUAGAAAAAUAUCUUUUCAAUGUUAUGAACUAAAACCAUGAUAUCUUACAGGUGUUAAGCCUUUAUUUUGACUGUAGACAUAAUACUGUGGCAGGGUUUAGUGUUUUUUUAAUAAUACUGAUAUGAUUUUGAUGAAAGCUGUUAUUUGACAUCAGGUUAGUUUUGUUGCUAGUUUCAGAUUAAUAUCAAUCCGAGUAAAGAGUAACUGAAGCGGGAUUCAGCCUUUUCCUUUCAGCUCAGGGCCGCCGUGAAUAGCGUUCAUCUUUUCAGAUCUGGACUCUGUAGACCUCAUUGGAUUCAUUAUGUUCUAAGUAAAGCCAGGCUGACGAAAGGCAUAAUUGAACUAUGACAUCAUAGGUGCGGAGCUGCCCUUGCUUUUCUGUCUCCAUCUGCUGUCAGAGAGAGGCAGCUACACCUAGCGGUCAUCUCAUCCACCCAGAGUCAUUGAAGCUGGCUCAGCUGGUCCACACCUCUCACAGAUAAACCAGGGUGUGUUUCAGACGACACCAGCACUAAACCCAGUCUGUGUUAAGAGCCAUUUGUGUUCUGUUUGAGACCUUUGCCUUUUUCCAACUUGGCACAAAGAAUGCAGGUUUGGAUGUAUUAUUUAGACCUAUUUUUUCCAUUUAAUUGUUAUAUUUGUCUUGUUUUUUUUCUAUUGUUUAUUGUUAUUUUUGCUUGUGCAAAUGCAGCAGUGUGAGAGUUGAUACAGUACACAGCGAAUGUCAUAUCACCACCUCUGAGCCACUAAAACCAAAACAUCUCUUCCAUUGUUCACUUUGAGGGUAAAAUAGAAAUGUAAAACUGUUUCAGUUUUUGUAAACGGGAAUUAAAAGAGUGGAGAUACAUUUCUCCUGAAAUGUGGAAUCAACGAUGUUUUCUUGUGUUCUAAGAAUGUGCUCCUCUGUGUUUAUCCUAAUCCCAGUGAUUCAGACAUCAGGGUUACAGGCACAUCCUUAAGAGAUUUAGAAAUCUGACGAUUUAAAUAUCCCGCUUAUUACUUUAAAUGUAAAUAUAUUUACCACCAGUCCUUGUACUGAGAUUGAACGUUGCUCGGUGUUGUAUUUUUGGAACAAGUCGAUCGAUUCAUGCAGCGUGUUGCAGUCAUCAUCACACGGCUUUAACUUCCUUUUAACAAAUUUAUCUAAGGGGUGAUCCUUUAACGGGACAGUGCUCUGAACCCUGAGCGUUUUAUGUCAAAGAAAACCAGUGGUGUGUGAAGUAAAUGUGUGAGAAAAUAUGAGUAUUGUGAAUUAAAAAUAAAUUAUUUUCAAAUGAAA
Molecule: messenger RNA, 4556 nt
Organism: Nothobranchius furzeri (turquoise killifish)
Lineage: Eukaryota; Metazoa; Chordata; Actinopteri; Cyprinodontiformes; Nothobranchiidae
Product: monoacylglycerol lipase ABHD2
Biological process (GO): acylglycerol catabolic process; medium-chain fatty acid catabolic process; steroid hormone receptor signaling pathway
Cellular component (GO): sperm plasma membrane; sperm flagellum
Molecular function (GO): monoacylglycerol lipase activity; acetylesterase activity
Source: RefSeq, a predicted model, not a curated record